CACACUUUCCCCCCCAAAGAAAAAGACUUUCCAUAUCUCAUCAAACUUUCCCUUUGCUUCACUUCUACUCUUUAACUUGAAAAAAAAAUUUCGGCCGGAGAUUAUGCCGGACACUUCCGAAUCCAGCACCGCCCCGUUUUUCCCGUCGGCCGCGGGCCCCGCCGCUACGUUGGGCGACAUAAUUCUGUGGAGGCGCCCGCUAUGGAGCGCCCUCGUCGUUACCGUCGCGACGGCGACUUGGGUUCUGUUCGACGUCUACAAAUUCAACUUCGUCACCGUCGUGGUGUGGAUCGGCAUGGCGGUCGUCACUUCCCUCUACCUCUACGGCCACCUCGUCAGGCUUUUCCGGAAGGAAGAGCCGGAUCUGACGAACAGGCAGUUCGUGAGGGAGGAGAGAGUGGUGGAGGCGGCCCGAUCGGUUGGAUCGGGGAUCGAGCUAGCGGUCCGGUGCCUGGUCCGGAUGAGCACGAAUGGAGACUGGAGAGUGUUGACGCAUCUCGUCGUUGAGCUCGGGUUUCUUGCCUACCUCGGGAGCUUGGUCGAUUUCCUAACCUUGGUUUAUUUAGGGGUUGUGAUGGUAAUGACGCUGCCUCUGGCGUACAAGAAGAACGAGAGGAAGAUAUUGAACGCGGCGGUGGAGGCGCAGACGAAGGGAAUGCAGUUUCUGUACAUGGUGGAUGAGAAAGUGGUGAGGAGACUGAAGGGGAAGGUGGUCGCCGUGGCCUCGAUGGACGAGGAUAACCACAACAAAGACCAAAAGGAGGAGAAGGUUGAGUAGGAUAACAUGAUGUAGAUUAGUGUUGUAUGAUGUACUUCGAAGAGUAUUAAGCAUAUGUAGAUAGGUACGUAUUUAGAUAGGGUUUUGGUGCGGGGAAUUGGUUUUUUAGGCGCAGUCCUUUAGUUAUAUGCUGGUGUAUGUAUAUUAACGUGAUGUUUUUAUCAUGAAAUAACUUUUGGGGCUGAUCUGAAAUGCAGUCUGGCUUAGACGAAUCAUGUUCAAAAUAUGGUUCUUAUAUUUAAUAUAAGAGGUUGGAACAG
Messenger RNA from Linum trigynum, 1038 nucleotides. NCBI's taxonomy places the organism in Eukaryota, Viridiplantae, Streptophyta, Magnoliopsida, Malpighiales, Linaceae. The record is from the annotation of a GenBank genome assembly.